CAAAGAUGGCGGCCGAGGAUGACACCUAUCAGACAACUUCCUUGUCAAAUAUGUUUUCUACAUCAGCAUUUAGUCCUGAAAAAUAUGUCCAUGAUUUAUCGUCGGUUUGCGAUACCGAUGCAGAGUUGCAAGAACAUAGAAAUCAAAUCCAAGCUUUGAGUGAAGACACUGCUAUUGCACUCAAGAAAAAUGUUUAUAAAAAUUAUAUACAGUUCAUUGAGACGUCCAAAGAAAUAUCUUACCUUGAAGCUGAAAUGUACCAAUUAAGUCAUUUACUGGCUGAACAAAGAGCCCUAUUGUCUGCCCAGCAAGAACUGUCACUGUUUGGUAAACAAAACAUGAACUCAACUAACAAGCCACUAAAGAAGGAAGAAAAAGCCAGCAGUUCCAUAGAAGCAGUGGAAGGGCUUUCAAGUAUUCUAGAUAUUACCGACCUUCAGUGCAUCUAUGAAGGAAGUCUUGUUGAAAUUGACACGCAUACCUUUCAACCCAAACAAAAAUUCCAUGCUUUUCUCCUUCAUGAUUGCAUGGUUAUUGCCAGCUCCAUCCCCAACAGGCGUGGUCCAGUUAGGUACAAAUUCCAAUCAUUGUUUGAACUGGAGAAUAUUGCUGUGGUCAAUGUCAAGAACUCUGAAGGUGUAAAAGAUGCAUUCAAAAUCCUGUUGUUUCCUGAAACACAUAUCUACCAAACUGAAAACUCUCAGCUCAAGACUGAAUGGUUGUCAAAUAUUGAAGAUAGCAAAAAGAAUUUCAAGCUGAAAUUAGAACAGGAAGUGCAUGUGACUGCUGCACCAGAAACACCUCCAGUCCAAAAAAAGAAAUCAGUGACAAGCAUUGAUCUGCUAAACCCUUUUAUGAAUGAUAGUGACGACAGCUUCAAUCCUUUUAAAGAAGACAGUUUAAAUCCUUUCCUUGAAGAUGCAGAUUCAAAGUCAGAUGUUACCAGAAAUCCAAAGCUAUACAAUGCAAAAUGUCCUAACAACAAAUUGCUAACCCCUAUCAGACAAUUGAAGAUCGAAGGAGCCACUGCAUUAUAUAUCACAAAGCUGUCCAACGUCUUCUUCACGAGUCUCAUUGAAACGGGCAAGGAGUUUCAAAAAGCCUUCGCUGGUAGUUCGGGAUUUUGCUCAGCAUUUGUUGUGUGGGCAAAUGCCGAACUUCAAAACUUUGUUGUGCGUUUUGCCCGUCAAGUAUUUCAUCGCAACAUCGGGCUCACUGCUGUUGGGGUUUGUGUUGGAAUUGCAUCUGAGAACUGUGAAAAGCUCAAUGAGAUUGGACUGGACCUUAAGUUCUCCAUGCAGCAUAUGUUAUUGAAGGACCUGAUGGAGGCGCUGUUUGAUUGUAGAGAUCAGUUAGUAGCUGCAGCUAGACAAAGAGUUACAGAAGAACACUGGCAGCCAAUAGUACACGAGAACCUGACUACAUUAAUGGGUGAAAUGGAAAGCUGUGGCAUUAAAGGCUUUCAAAGCCACAUUAUUGAUGGUGGUCGUAUUAAUCUCAGUAGUGCUACUGUUGCUUUCACUAAAAGUAUCGCUGGCUUUUUAGAAGAUGGAUUAAGAGUCAAUACUCCAGAGUUACAUGGAGUACUCGUGGAUUGUGUUGCCGAUCUGUUCAAGAAUCAAGUUGUUCAAUUUGAAGCCACUUUAAAGUCUUCCCACUUUUCUCAGCAGAGGCCCUUUAUAUUAAAAAACGCGUCUUUCGUGUUAGAGACUGUCCUGCCAAUUGUAAAAAAGAAAUUAAAGCGACAAACUGGACACGACCCUGCACGAAUUGCAGAAUUGGAACAAGAACUGCCAAGAUUAAAGAGCUUGUCAUACAAAUGAUGCAAAAACUAAAGAAAUCGCUUUUGCAGCUCAUAACAAUUUCAAAAAAUGAAAAAAUAAUAAUAAAUUGAAUAAGAUUAUAGGCGCGACAAAUACUGAAUUCGGUCGUUGAACAACCGACAACAAAAAUUUGUUUUUCACGCCGCAUAUCACACGUGACGAAUUAUAUAAAAAGACUAAAAAGAGCAUAGGCAACCCAACUACUGCUCAAGAGAAGAAAAGAACGAGCUGCGCACGCGUUUAAUUUGUUUAGAUUUAUAUAUAAUACCUGCAGUAUUACGUUACGAUCCCGUGCCUCGAGGAAUACAAACAAGAGACUUGUUUGUAUCCCACGAGGCACGGGAUCGCGAUGUGAUACCACCGCAUUUUACCAAGWSCGCGCGUCGAUAAAUAAAUUAAAAGCGUGUUCUUUUCUUCUCUCAAGAAAYAGUUGGGCAGCCUAUGAAAAGAGCACACGAACGUGUCACUCAAGUCUUGAAAGAACGAGAGAAGUAAACCAAGAAGACAUUUUGCACAUUUUUCGCUCUAAUCUCUGAUCCCGUGUUUAAUGACUUWCAUGAGUAGGUCUUUAUGUGAAAAUUUAUUAGUGAUAAAUUACUGGAUUCGAUUUGCUUAAAUAUUUACAAAUUAUUACUACAAAAUUUUAACAUCAUUUAUCCAAAAUAAAGUAAACUUGAAAUUA
Molecule: messenger RNA, 2505 nt
Organism: Exaiptasia diaphana
Lineage: Eukaryota; Metazoa; Cnidaria; Anthozoa; Actiniaria; Aiptasiidae
Product: exocyst complex component 8
Exons: 18
Coding region: 6-1823 (605 amino acids)
Biological process (GO): exocytosis; Golgi to plasma membrane transport; intracellular protein localization
Cellular component (GO): exocyst
Source: RefSeq, a predicted model, not a curated record